Molecule: messenger RNA, 1391 nt
Organism: Sinocyclocheilus grahami
Lineage: Eukaryota; Metazoa; Chordata; Actinopteri; Cypriniformes; Cyprinidae
Exons: 3
Coding region: 81-1157 (358 amino acids)
Source: RefSeq, a predicted model, not a curated record
UGUGACGUCACCAAGAAACGUUUUCAAAACUCCCAGCAACAGUGUGCAGAGACCGUGCCUUUUAACUGUGUAUUACAAAAAUGUCGGAAAACAAAAAUACACAUCACUGGUCUUCAGAGGAAACCAGCGUGCUGCUCGCGAUAUGGUCUUCCACAGAGAUCCAGGAGAAACUGGAGAGCUCGAUAAGGAAGAAAAGAGUUUACGAUGAGAUAAGCCAGGAAAUGCUGAACGGUGGCUUCAGUCGCUCGACCGAACAAAUCAUAAACAAGUUAAAAAAGCUUAGGAAGGAGUACAGGGACCUGAAAAGGAAACCAAGUAAAAGUGACAAUGAACAGAUUCCUAAAACAUUCGACCACAGCGUUAUGGAGUCUGUGCUAGAACACCGACCAGCCAGUCAUCUGACUGGGGCCUUGAAUUCAGCGACAGCCACGCUUGAGAAAAACGCGGACUCCGUCGUGUUUUCUGUAGCCGAGCUAGGUAGCAAAAUAGCCGAGCCCAAAACUGCUCAGCUGUGGUCUUCAAAAGAAACCAGUGCACUGCUUGCGAUAUGGUCUUCCACAGAGAUCCAGGAGAAGCUGGGGAGCUCAAAAAGAAGGAAAAGAGUGUAUGAUGACAUAUGCCAAGAGAUGGUAAACAAUGGGUUUACUCGUACCACCGACCAAAUCAUUAACAAACUAAAAAAACUUAAAAAGGAGUUCAGGGGCAAUAAGACGGAGAAAAGUAAAAGUGGCAGCCAAUGGAGCAAUAGAACCAUUAACUAUGAUGUUAUGGACGCUGCACUGGAACGCCUACCAGCGAGUCAAUUUACUGAAGCAUUAAAUUCAGCAACAGCCAUGCUUGAGACAAAUACGGAAUCGCUGUCUUCUGCAGCUGAUCUCCACUCUUCACUUGAGGAGGUGCUGGACCAAGCUGAAUCAUCUUUUAGCUCCUCUCAUCCCCAACCAAGAAAGCCUCUGGGAAGAACCAGAAUAAAGAAGAGGGAUUCAAACCAGGAGCUGCUGGAAUACUUGAAAACUGCCGAUGAACGGUUUAUGGCACACGCCAAAGAACUUAAUACUGCCAUUCUUAAUAAAAUGGAUGAAGCUACGAAUUCUAUGCUGGGACUAUUAGGACGCAUGCUGGCACUAAUGGAGGAACAGCAGGGAAAUAAGCCAUGAGCACAGGAUUCCUUUUGCACGCUUAAUUCUCAUUUGCACACUUUUUACAUUUCAAAGUCGAAGCGAAACUGAAAUUGAACCUCAAGUUACUUUAUUAAUAUACAUUCCAGGUUUAUUUUGAAUUAUUGUUUUGUGCACUGUAUUACAGAACAUUUUUUGUUAAUCUGUCUUCAAAAUAUAGUAACUUGUUCUACCCAUGAAAUUACUUUUUUUUUUAUUUUUUAUGCUUGACAA